AUGAGUAAAAUUGUUAGGGCAUUAGGUAAUCUGUCCAUAGAAAGUAUGUUUGAUUGGCAAAAUGCUGAAGUUUGGUACUAUCGGACAGUUUACUUGUACAUAUCAACAAAUUUUGAUGUACUUUUUUGUCAGUAUUUUAAAAUACUUUCUUUCAGGGUAGUUCAUACUCCUGGUCACACAGAAGACCAUUUGGUGCUUAUGUUGGAAGAAGACAGUACCAUAUUCAGUGGAGAUUGUAUACUUGGAGAAGGAACAACAGUGUUUGAGGACCUGUACAACUACAUGAAAUCUUUAGAUAAAAUCCUAGAGUUGAAACCAACAAUUAUAUAUCCUGGUCAUGGUCCAGAAAUUCCUGAUCCUUGUGCCCGGAUUACAGAAUACAUCCAUCACAGAAAUUUGAGAGAAACUCAAAUAUUGAACAAGCUGAAAGAAAGCAGUGAACAACCACUAACAGCUAUGGAUCUAGUAAAGAGUAUUUAUAAAGACACUCCCGAGCACUUGCACGUAGCAGCCGAAAACAAUGUUAUUCAUCAUCUUUCAAAAUUGGUGAAAGAAAAGAAAGUGGGUAAGUUGAGUUUUGAAAGUACUGAAAUCAUAUUUUUCUAACACUUUGGCGAAAGA
Limulus polyphemus (Atlantic horseshoe crab) is the source of this 621-nucleotide messenger RNA. Its product is annotated as endoribonuclease LACTB2-like. The coding region runs from base 1 to 606 and encodes 201 amino acids. Gene Ontology annotation, molecular function: RNA endonuclease activity; single-stranded RNA binding. Lineage: Eukaryota; Metazoa; Arthropoda; Merostomata; Xiphosura; Limulidae. The transcript has 4 exons. Gene Ontology annotation, cellular component: mitochondrial matrix. The record is from RefSeq and is a predicted model, not a curated record.